AUGAGCGAAUCAGAUGGUCAGCAGCGCAUGUCGCUGCUCGUUAGGAACCUGAGCUACCAGACAAGUCCAGAGGCAGUGCGCAAUGCCUUCGCGGUAUAUGGAUCGGUGAAGGACGUCUAUCUGCCACUGGACUAUCAUAGUCGCUUGCCUAGGGGCUUUGGAUUUGUCGAGUUCUGGCACCGGGAGGAUGCAGAGCGCGCGCUCGAGAAGAUGGACGGCUUCGAGCUCGAUGGCAAAGCGAUCGAAGUCGCCAUUGCAAAGAAGGGGCGGUCUGCCCCCCAACAAAUGAAGCAACGAGAUGAGCGGGGACGCAGGGAUGUCUCUCCCCGUGGUCGCCGCUACGAGGAUGAUCGGCGAUACAGCCGAAUGGAUUCGCCCCCUCGUCGGCGAUACGGCAGUCGAGAACGGGGGGGUCGUGAUUAUCGAGACAGAGGCUGGUGGGGAGCUUACGACAGGAGAGAUCGCGAAAGGGAAGACGGUGGACACGGCUAUAGAGGAGGUGGCGGCGGCUAUAGAGACGAUUAUCGAGACUCUCGGAGGCGCUCGCACGCGAAGCCGGAGCCCGCGCAGCCGUUCACCACGUCGAUCUCCCUCCUACAGUGGUGA
This is a messenger RNA of Cyclospora cayetanensis, 606 nucleotides long. RefSeq names its product probable splicing factor, arginine/serine-rich 4. Gene Ontology annotation, molecular function: RNA binding. The record is from RefSeq and is a predicted model, not a curated record. The transcript has 5 exons. NCBI's taxonomy places the organism in Eukaryota, Apicomplexa, Conoidasida, Eucoccidiorida, Eimeriidae. The coding region runs from base 1 to 606 and encodes 201 amino acids.